This is a messenger RNA of Talaromyces atroroseus, 1038 nucleotides long. RefSeq lists its product as hypothetical. The transcript has a single exon. The record is from RefSeq and is a predicted model, not a curated record. The coding region runs from base 1 to 1038 and encodes 345 amino acids. Lineage: Eukaryota; Fungi; Ascomycota; Eurotiomycetes; Eurotiales; Trichocomaceae.
AUGAACAGACACUCCACGGUCACGCACAUCACUCCGCUCCCAUCGUCACACGUCUCGCGCGAAUCUGUCCUUGCGCUUCUCCACGAUCACUCAGCCAUAAUCACAUUGAACCCUUUAGUUACGCACCACGCCCGUUGCGCACCCCCGUCGCACGCCUUGCCCGACGAACUCGACUCGGCCUGGUACGAGAUAACCGACAGAAUCGAGUAUGUGCCCGGCACCGGACUAACCGUUGACGUAACCUAUACCGCCUGCAUGCACGACAUCCCCAAUGGCCUCCAAACACACGUCCACGCUCCAGCCGGUCUGGAGAUGCGCGGCAAAUGGCAGCUACUGGGCUGGCUGCCGGGCGAGGAACGCUCCGCCUUCGAAAUCGGCGCCGAACAGCACCAAAUUCCGAAAGAAGGGCUCUACUUGCGCGAAGACUGCGAGAUGAAGUGCAAUGUCCUUCUGACCCCGUUUGUGAAGAGAAACAUCCAGAAAUCGCAUAAGCUGCUGGUCGAGAAACUCGUGGAACGGGCAGGCCACUUGACGCUGCGCCAAUCUCUGCAUAUCGUCAGCUCGCAAAGCAAUCUGAGACAGUUGUCCACGGGCAGUUCCAGUGAAUCAGCGUCGAAAUGGAGUCAUCAUCAAGAACAUGUGGACUGUCUCGAAACACCGGACAACGCCUCACAAAAAUUCAAUGAGCAGCGACAACGAGCCGCGCUCCAGUGGCAGGCCAAUAGCUACUCGGUGUCUGUGACGGGGGGCAAACAGCGGGAGCGAGCAGCAGCGUCGCAACCGUCGCUUAUUGACCAUAAUUCUGCCUCGUUAACGAGGAGAGGUCGUUCCCAGUCUCCUGCUUAUUCUCUCGUCAAGACGUCGCUAGGGUCGUCGAAACGGUGUCCCUCUGAAGGCGCUUCUCGGCGUCGUAACGAGUCGCCUGCCUCGUUUCCGUCGAGUGCUUCUUCGCGAGGUGCAUCGCGGGCUCGAUCGUCGUCGUGGAGGAAGAGGAUGGGAAGGGAUACUACGCCGGAUAUUGGCGAGAUGGCGAGCUAG